Thunnus maccoyii (southern bluefin tuna) is the source of this 6469-nucleotide messenger RNA. RefSeq names its product myelin regulatory factor (gene myrf). Gene Ontology annotation, cellular component: nucleus; endoplasmic reticulum membrane. Gene Ontology annotation, biological process: protein autoprocessing; central nervous system myelin maintenance; positive regulation of DNA-templated transcription. The transcript has 26 exons. The record is from RefSeq and is a predicted model, not a curated record. Gene Ontology annotation, molecular function: sequence-specific DNA binding; DNA-binding transcription factor activity. The coding region runs from base 1449 to 4454 and encodes 1001 amino acids. NCBI's taxonomy places the organism in Eukaryota, Metazoa, Chordata, Actinopteri, Scombriformes, Scombridae.
CAGCUGAUAAGAGUGAGAGAAAUGGAUCAUUCCCUCAAAUCCUCCCCUUGGGAAGCCUUGACACAAAACACUCCUGUUGCUGUAUGUUUGUUAAAGCUGGAGGAAUUCAAAAAGGCCCCGCAGAUGUGUUUUAAAUCACUAAAAUAGAUAAAAGUUUCUCAAACAUUUUUGUGCUGCUAGAUCAGGCAGAGAGAAAACAUCUCUUAUCUGCAUUAAGGAUCAUGCAUCAAAUACUGUUAAAAUUGAACUUGCACAUCAUGACAAUAUGUUGAAAAGUUUUUCCAAGGCAUCCUUUCCUUGAGAUCUGGUGUGAUUUGUUAAUGGUGUUAAAGUGUUUUCAUACGGCACAUAGCUGCAAAACUACAUUUUCCCUCAGAGGGCUUUACGGUCUGUACAACACCUUGAUUAGGAUAAGAAAAAACCUAACAUACCAAAAUCCUUUAAGAUAACAAACGGGAGACACCUCAGGGGGAGCAACUGAGGAGGGAUUCCUCUUCCAGGAUGGACAGACAUGCAAUAAGUGUCAUAUAGAAUAGGCAGAAGUAGCAGAAAUAAAAUUACAAUAGGCAAUCAGUCAAUUUAAGUCAUAUCCCCAUCAAGUGUAUUUGAGAUUUCACUGAGAGGUGUUCAGGGAAACAACGUUGUUUUAGAGCAGGAUAAUGCUUCUUCUCAGUUAAAAAACAUAUUUAAAAACUGUUUUAUUUCACAUCUUAAACCAUGUGUCUCAAAUAGGACAAUGAUACAAUAUUAUGGUAUGACACAAUUUAAUAUAAGAUAAUUGUAAACCAACUAUCGAGUACCAAAGACAGACGCGUCCUUACACAGAAACUUUUUUUUUGUCCGGGGAAAUUUGCAGCAGCCCAGCGCACAUCCCUCACCUGCCUCAGCUACUCUCCUCCGACUCUGCUGCACACAUCCUGUCUGAGAGGGAGAGGCAAAGGAGGAAGAGAAUCAACCUAAGAGGCUUGGGGAUCAAGUUCACGCAACUUUUACGCACACGAUUUUAAAGGUUCUAUCUUUUUUUCGGCUCGAUUUUUUCCCCCCAUGAUGAUGUUUUUUGCGAAAAUAAACCAAAGAUUAUUAUGUGGCUUGCGGGAGCUGAAGUGAAGGUCCGCCUGAAGGGGGAAUUCUUCAACGUUAUUCUUCCGUGGAUAUUUGCUGGCACCUUAAUUUAACAAAAAAAACCUACGAGUAUAGUUUAAAAAGAUAUUAAACGUAGCGUCAUUUGCGGCGUUUUGGCCAUAUAGAGACGUCAAUCCAGUGCCAAGUUGCUCAACAGGAGAAAGACGUUCUCCAAGCGCUGGAUUUAUGUAAACUAAAACAAGAAGUCACAACGACUAUAAUCAGGAUUGUGAUCGUGAUGUAUAUGUGAAGGUUUCCCCGAUCCGAAUUGAUUCCGUUCGGACAAGGGGAGACUUUAAUGGAUUUUUUAUGUGGGACCCGCUAGGAUGGACGUGGUAGAUGAAACAGAAGCUUUACAGAGAUUUUUUGAAGGUCAUGAUAUUACCAGUUCUCUGGAGCCAGCCAACAUCGACACCAGUAUCCUGGAAGAGUACAUCAGCAAGGAGGACGAUAGCACUGACAUCUGUUUCUCAGAGGUCCACAGCACCCCAGGACCAAAUUACUCAUCUCCCCAGGCAGGAGUGUCCUCCUCUGGGGGGUUGGUGUGUGGUGUGAGCCCCCCUAUUCCACUAAGGCAAGGAGCCCCUCCGCCUGGGCCCCCUAACUGUCAGAACGCCUACCCUCCAGGUCCAUCUCUGGGCCUCCGACACAGCUACCCCUGCCUUGGACAGCAGCAGCACCAACCACACCAACAACACCAGCAGGCUCACGUCAAACCUGAGCACAGGGGGCACUACGCUCCAGGGACACUACCUGAGUCUCCUCCAGACUCCAGCUCAGAGCCAUACUCUCCUCAGCAGGUGAAUGAUCCUCACAUGAUCAGGACCAUGACACCAGAGAACAUGUGUCACAUGACUCCGACGCCACCCCUCCCACACGGACACUAUUCCAGCAUGCAUCGGGACAUGUACCUGAAGCCUGAGCCCAUGAUAUCACAGUACCCUAUUGGUCCAGCCACGAGUGGAAGUGGAGACAUGCAGCAGACACAGAUGCUCCAUCAGCUGCUGCAGCAUCCUCAGGGGCAGGAUGGGAUCCCUGUUCACCAGGCUAAGAAGAGGAAGCACUCAGACUCUCCCAACAGCACCCUCAAUUCCCAAAUCCUCACAGGUAUCAUCAAACAAGAACCAGGUUUAAUGCAGGAUGCAGACAACGCCUACUUGGACCCAAACUAUCAGUGCAUUAAGUGGCAACCUCACCAGCAGAACAAGUGGACACCACUUUAUGAUGCAAACUGCAAAGAGCUUCCGAUGCCAACCUACCGUGUUGAUGCUGACAAGGGCUUCAACUUCUCCCUGGCUGAUGAUGCUUUUGUUUGCCAGAAGAAGAACCAUUUCCAGGUCACAGUGUACAUUGGCAUGCUGGGCGAUCCCAAGUACAUCAAGACAAGUGACGGCCUGCAGCCCAUCGACUGCUUCUAUCUCAAACUCAAUGGAGUAAAAGUGGAGGCUAUGAACCAGUCCAUCAGCGUGGAGCAGUCACAGUCUGACCGCAGCAAGAGACCCUUCAAGCCAGUGCUGGUCACCUUGCCCCCGGAGCAGGUCACAAAGGUCACAGUGGGGCGGCUCCACUUCAGCGAGACCACGGCAAAUAACAUGAGGAAGAAGGGCAAACCAAACCCGGACCAGAGGUAUUUCAUGCUGGUGGUGGCGCUGCAUGCUCAGUCCCACAGUCAGAGCUACACUGUGGCUGCUCACGUGUCUGAGAGGAUCAUCGUCAGGGUAACGUCUGGCCAUGCGUCCAACCCGGGCCAGUUUGAAAGUGACAACGAGGUGCUGUGGCAGCGUGGCCAAAUGCCUGACUCAGUCUACCACCACGGGAGAGUCGGCAUCAACACUGACCGGCCGGACGAAGCCCUCGUCGUCCAUGGCAACGUGAAGGUCAUGGGUUCCCUGGUACACCCGUCUGACAUCAGGGCCAAAGAGAAUGUCCAGGAGGUGGACACCACAGACAAUUUGAAACGGAUUUCUCAGAUGAGGCUGGUCCAUUAUCAAUACAAGCCCGAGUUUGCUGCCACCGUGGGCAUAGAGAACACUGCGGAGACUGGAGUGAUUGCUCAAGAGGUCCAACAAAUCUUGCCUGAAGCAGUAAAGGAGGGGGGUGAUGUGGUGUGCGCCAAUGGAGAGACCAUUCCCAACCUGUUAGUCGUCAACAAGGAACGUAUCUUCAUGGAGAACGUGGGAGCAGUGAAGGAGCUGUGCAAGCUGACAGACAACCUAGAGACUCGUAUAGAUGAACUAGAGCGCUGGAGCCGCAAACUGGCCAAACUCCGACGUCUUGACAGCAUGAAGAGCACCGUGAGUGGAGGCACUGUCAGCCAAUCAGGGAGUUAUUUUAGCAGGACAGGGAGCGGCCCACUCAAGAAGAAGACAGUCAAAUCUGGGAGCAAGAAUUCCCCUCCAGAUCAAGGCUGCAUCAGUCAGAGGUUCAUGCAAGGCACCAUCCUGGCACUUGUCAUCGUCAUGGCUUUCAGUGUCAUUUCCAUGUCCGUCCUUUAUGUACUGACUCUUCACCACAGAGGAGGCGCCACAGAGAAAGAUGGGUCCAGAGCUGCACUUGGAUCCUCACGCAAGAGUCCAUAUACUCCACUGCCCACCACCCCUGCACCAGCUUGUUGUUCAACCACAGUCACAAACAACCAAUCAGCUACAGUUCUGACAUUAAGCAACAACCAAUCCACACCAGAUCUUAGCAGCCUGGUUCCCACACCAGGCACUAUUAAUAAGAAGGCCAAGUCCAGGCUAAUAGACAAGGAUGGCCGCAAUAGAAACCGUCUUAGUCACACCUCAGCGCCAUUGUACUUUGCCAAGUCCAAAAGGCCUGCGCCUACAGAUCUGGACGGAGUGGGAGCUACCAACCGUCUGCCUGGGGGUCAGCAGCCAGUGCCACGCAGACAGCGCAGCCUACACACAAAGGGAGGAAGGUCAGCUCCCUCUCUGGCUAGUCUACAUAUUGUGGAGACAAACCAAGAAAUCACAGCACAAAGCUGCACAACACCCGAAAGCUGCAGCUACACAAUAUCCCUCCAUGGAAAGAGAAAUUCCUCCAUCUCACAAAUCACUUUGCACAUGACGUCCACAAACAGCGUGUUUGUACGACAAUGUGGAGCCACCAAGGGACGUUUGUGCCCCGACCACACAGAGACAGAGCUCUAUAACGAACAAAGUACAUCAACAAAGGGGACUUAUCACCUGUGGUCAGUGCCUGUGCUGUCUUUCCAGGACGUCACGUAUCAUUUCCGUGUCUCCCUGUCUAGUGAAGUGAGUUGCGCCACUGAGGGAGAGACCUCAUCAUAUUCAGACUACCAUUUUCUCAUUGAAAGCAGCUGCGUGUGAGCGGGAAGAUGAUGCAUCCCCAGUGCCUUUACAAUACACCACGUUUCUCUUUUGUGGUUCCAUUUGUGAUGAGAUACGGUUUUGUCUCAUUAUUGUACAUUAUUUUUAAAGCGAUUCAUACAGAACAAACUAUAUACCACUGUCCCCAUUGUAAUCCUCCUCAUAUGCAUUAAGACAUCUCUUCUUGCUGUGAUCACUGGAGUUUAAAACACUGUUUAAGUUUUUUUUUUUUAUUUCUGUCACUGAAAAUGUCAGUUUUAGAUCACUGUAAUUUGUUAACUGCUAUUGUGAAAGUAACGUCCAUGAGUUUAUAGCUUAUAUUACUGAUCACUGUGUCUUCCAUACUUAAGCCAUAAUUUUUUAUUUUAGCAGAAUUCAAGUUUCUAAAUGAAGUCCAGGCUAAGAUACUGUAGAUGACACUGCAUACAGUUUUGUUUAGUUUUGUAUAUAUACUGAAUCCAGUGUCCACUGAAAACAAAAACACUUUUUAUACACUGGAGAGAUCAUUGGAUUCUGCUAUAGGCCUCUGUGAAUGGUUGCAUACUCGCAUUCAGAAUAUACCUCAGUAGUCCACACUGGCAAACCCUGCGCCUCCACAGUAACGCAUUGUGUUUGAGGCUGAACAAAAACACUGUACAGAGAAGGAAAUAUUGUGCAUUUGUAUCUCAGUUGUUUCAUCCAAUGAAACAUCAAAUUGUUACACAAGACAAGUUAUGCAUAUGCAGACUAUUGCACAGAUUAUCAUCUUUAAGGAGUGAUAAUGAGGAUUUCUGUGGAGUAGUUUGCAGCGAUACAUUUGAAGACCCCUGAGUCAUACUAAUAUCGGCGGAUUCACUGGAUGACAUGCGAUAAAACUGGAUAAGGAAACUAAUCACUGGAAAUGAACGUGUAGAAACACUGACAGCUCUAAGCAUCUGAUAGUGGAUUUGUAAUACGUCCAACACUGACAAUAUUUCAAGAAACACUGGAAUAGCUUACACUGUAUUUUGCUAACUGGACAGAAUGCUGGUAUGGCAAAAAAUGGCAUAUCAUUUAAGGUGCAUGCCCAAUCAUUUCUCUAAAAAUGAUACAUCUCAGCUCGGAGGCAACUUGAAUGCUUCUUUGGAAACUUCAUUUUUAAUGGCUUGAUCAUGAGGCUGAGAUGGAGUUGCAUUUAUUUACAUACACGCCAGAGAAAACAAAAUGCAUAACAUACACUGGACACUCACAUAUUUCUCUGGAUGUUUUGAAUAUUUUCCCUGUGUCUAUACAGUUAAGAAUCUGCAGAGUGUUAACACCUUUAAUAUGUCUGAAUUGUAUAAUGUUUUCUUUUUCUGUUAUCUUCUCUUGUUUUAAAGGCUUAACUUCAAACACCAUACAUAAAAUUCGUUUUGAAUUCCACAAAUUAGUGUAUCUCAAAUUUAAAAUCAAUAUCAAAUAGGAAAAACAGCCAUCAGACAAAAGCUUAUGGAUUUAUCAUAAUAUGACACUGUACAAUGCUUUUAGUAUAAUUAUUAUGACUUCAGUGGGUAGUGUACUAUUUUAGCUUAUUUAUAAUGCACCAGCUAGCAUAAUGAAACCACUGUAGCACUUUUUUGCACUGUAUAUAUGAACUGCUUUUGCUCUGUCCAGUGCACCCAACUGGUUUCAAAUACUCUGGUAGAAUUGCAUUACAUGUAACUGUAUAGCUUAAUUUUGUUAAAACCAAUGCUCAUUUUUAUCUGAUGUGUUUUAUCGUAUUUUUAUAGUUCAUAUUGUUUUUUGUUGUUGUUGUAUUAUCAAUAAUAUAUUAACUUUUAGCUAUUGGAGCCCAGAAAUGAUUGAUAAGCAUGAAAACACACAGACACAAGAGACACAUACAUUUCUAAUUUUACCACUAUUUGUUAAGUAAAAAUGCCAUAACACUAAAACUUGUUGAGUACUUUAAUAUCACUACUUUUACUUUUUAGCCCAUUUUGUCAUUACAUUUCGAAGCCUUUUGUCAAGAAUAUGCUGUAAUACUAUGAAUGCAUACAGUAAAUAAAUUUGUGAUUGAA